AUGGAUGGUACAAAUGAAGAUAUUGCCAUUGUUGGAAUUGGAUGCAAUUUCCCUGGUGGGGAGGGGCUUGAUUCUUUCUGGAACGUUCUGUUGGAAGGAAGGAACUGUGCUGUUGACAUCCCAGACGAGAGGUUUGACAGCACGUACUGGUAUGAUCCUGAUCACAGCAAACCUGGGAAAACACAGACAACCAAAGCCGCUCUCAUAGACGGGUUCAAUGAGUUUGAUCACAAGUUCUUUGGCAUCUCGGAAGCUGAAGCAAACUUCAUGGACCCGCAGCACAAACUGUUGCUCCAAUGUGCAUACAGAGCACUCGAGGAUGCUGGGAUACCAAUGGAGAAAAUCAGUGGCACCAGAACAGGGGUUUAUAUAGGUCUGAUGAACAGGGAUUAUGAAACCCUGUUGAACAACAGUCCUGGCACCAUCACCCAUUACAAUGGCACAGGCACAGCUAUGAGUGUGGCAGCCAACAGGAUAUCCUUCGUUUUCAAUCUCACUGGCCCAUCGUUUGCUAUUGAUAGUGCCUGUUCCUCAUCUCUUGUGGCUCUGCAUUCAGCCUGCCUGGCAAUAAAACAAGGUGACUGUGAGAUGGCUCUGUGCGGGGGCGUCAGCUGUAUUCUGGAGCCCAGAGUCUUUGUCGCUCUCAGCAAAGCAAAGAUGAUCUCACCUGACGGCACCAGCAAACCUUUCUCCAGCAGAGCAGAUGGCUACGGCAGAGGAGAGGGGUGUGGGAUUGUUUUACUGAAGCCUCUGAAAAAUGCACUGAGGGACUUUGAUAAAGUGUGGGGCAUCAUCAGCAGAACUGCCGUCAACCAAGAUGGCCGCUCGGUCACUCCAAUCACCAAGCCAUCCAUGGUCCAACAGGAGGCGCUGCUGCGCACAAUCUACUCUGCGUCUGACCUGUCCAAUGUCCAGUACAUCGAGGCACAUGGGACUGGAACCCCAGUUGGGGACCCUAUAGAGGCAGGGACCAUCUCCAAAGUCAUCGCCACAGCCAGACCUCCUGGCUCAGACACACUCCGCAUCGGCUCUGUGAAGGGCAACAUCGGCCACACAGAAUCUGCAGCCGGAGUCGCAGGGCUGAUCAAGGUACUUUUGAUGAUGAAGAAUGAAACCAUAGUACCUUCUGUCUUCUAUUCCGAGGACAGUGCCAGUAUCGACGCCAAAGAUCUCAACAUACGCAUCACCACCACAGCUGAGAAGUGGGAAGUGACAGGUUCCACUGACAGACUGGCAGGUGUCAACAGCUUUGGGUUUGGAGGCACAAACGCACAUGCUGUGGUGAAAGAGUACAGGCAGGUUACGGUCCCUAGGCUAACCACUCAUUCUUGCCGAAACGUGUUUGUGUUGUCUGCAGCCUCGGAAAAGUCCUUAGUGAUGUGUAUGAACGACACGCGUCAGAGACUGAACAGAAACAAAACGACUGACAUACAAGCGUUAGCCUUUAGCUCAGCGUGUCGCAGGAGCCUUUUGAGACACAAGUACAGGAAAGCAUUCCUCACACACUCCGUCUCCGACUUAGAGAACCAACUGAAGUCUUUCAACAACAAGAAGGUUGAGCAGUCCAAGUCAGACAUUAGAUUGGUUUUCGUGUUCUGUGGAAACGGGGUCACUUACAGGGGCAUGUGCAAGCAGCUUCUCAAUGAGGAGCCUGUUUUCAGAGACAAGGUCCGAGAAAUCGAGAAUGUUUUCCUCAACUACAGAAGUACUAGGAUCGUACAAAAGAUAGCAGAGGGUUAUGACAACGAUGAUUAUACCAAGCCGGAGGCUGUCCAGCCUCUGCUCUUCGCCGUUCAGGUUGGCAUCGUCAGUCUCCUGAAGCACUGGGGCGUCCAACCUGAUGCUGUUCUUGGGCACUCUGUUGGAGAGGUUGCUGCCGCCCACUGUUCUGGCCUCUUGUCUCUUGAGGAUGCUGUGAAGGUGAUUUAUCACCGCAGUACUCUGCAGAGCAAAGUCACUGGAGGGAAAAUGCUUGUGGUCAGCAACGUUGCCGUGUCGGACAUCUUGAAUGUCCUCCCAGUUUACUCUGGGAAGAUUUGCGUCGCUGCUUAUAACAGUCCGCUGUCCUGCACUCUCUCAGGAGAUGCAGAUGCUAUCAACAGUCUCCGUCAGAAGCUGGAAACUCUCUUCACAGGCAAAAACCUGUUUCUUCAUGUACUAGAUGUACCUGCUGCAUACCACAGCCAUAUGAUGGAGCCCAUUGUGGACCAAGUAAAUGACAGUAUUGGCUCUUUGACUGCAAACAAGAUGGAGUGUGAACUGUUUUCGACAGUGACGGGUGAAAUGUGUUCUGAUGGAGAUUUCAUCACAGGGAGAUACUGGGCACAGAAUAUCAGAGAACCAGUUUCUUUCGAACAAACGCUCAGAGCAGCAACCAAAGACCACCAGGCAAAGAAGAGUAUUGUCUUUGUGGAGAUAGGUCCUCGAAGGGCUCUCCAAAGGAACAUUCAAGAGACUUUAGGAAACAACAUCACAGUUUUCUCCUCUGCGCAGCCAGAGAAAGAUCACGAGACAAUACUGGAAACAGUCUCCAAACUGUUUGAGCUGGGAAUAGGGAUCAACUGGCACCAGUUCUAUGCAGGGUGUGAGACACCACCAACAUCCUUCCCAAGGUACCAAUUUGAUAAUCAUAGAAAUGAGGUGUGUUUUGAGGCUGUAAGACAAGGAAAUGAGAUGGCUGCUUCGUCUAACCAUCCCCUGAUUUCCAAAUCAAAGCACGACAACAAGGAGCACAAAUGCAUCAUCUCAUCCCACACCAUGCCGUAUCUCUGGGAGCACAAGAACAAUGGUGUUUCCAUUGUUCCAGGGGCUUUGUAUGUGGAACUGGCCUAUGCCUCAAUCACGUCUAGUUCAAGGCCAAAGAUGCCUAUUUCCUCAAUCGAGCUCAGUGUCACUUUUCAAAGUUUGUUUACUCUCAGUACAAACUCUCAUCACAUGAAGGUAAUACUGGAGCAUGCUGGGAAUGACACCAUGUUUAAGAUACAGUCUUCCACAGCAACACAUGCAUCGGGCACAAUGACCAUUCAAAACGGUCAAACAUUGAUUGAAGAACAAACCCUUUGCCUUGAUGCUAUCUUCGAUAGAUGCCCAUCAGUUAGAAAGGGGGAUGAGGUGUACUCCAUCCUCAACCACGCAGGCUUCGAGUAUGGUCCUGUUUUCCGACAGCUAGAUGAAGUAUACUUCGGAGAUGAAUUCAAGGAGGCUGUGUCUGUCAUUAGAGUCCCAGGUGAAUUGUUGAACCAGCUUCAUGAGUACUUUCUACAUCCUGUAGUGUUGGAUUAUUUCCUCCAAAUGACUGCUGUGGUUGCUAUUGGAGGAUUAAGUGUGAGGCCAGGAUUGCCAUCUGGGAUUGGCAGUGUGGUGAUCUCUAGACCCCUGCAAGAGGAGAUGGUUCUGUAUUUGAGAGCUACCAAAAUGAUGUCAGACCACAUAGAUGUUUGUGGGUGCUUUUCUUCUAAAGAAGGACAUGUUUUAGUAGAGCUCAAACAAGUUCGGAUUUUCUUUUUGGGUGAUUGCUCUCAAGUGGCCGAGUCUUUCUUCUUUCACACUGAACUUCACCAUCAUCCACCAACGUCCAUUUCCGACGAUUUCCUUUUAAGCUGCCGACCAAAGGCUUUAGUUUUUGAGGAUACACUAGGAAUUACUAAAGCAUUGAGACCAUUUCUAAACCAGGAAUCAACAUAUGUCUCUAACAGGGAACUUUGGUUGUGCUCACAACUUACAGAUUUGGUGUCUCAAUCUCUUCAUGGUGAUUCUUGCUUUGAGGAGGUCCUUUUUGUUUGGGGAAUCGAAGAUCUCAGUCAUCUGACAACCGAGAAGGCGUUAGAUAGCUUGGUGGACUGCUGUGAACACUUUCGCCAGAUUGUGGUAGCUUUAAAAGACACCAAACGCACCUGUAACAUCCGAGUCAUAACCUACCGAUCGGCGGAGAAGACGGUGGAUCAUGUCAGCUGUGGGUUUGUGCUUUCUGGGAUGACGAGAGCGUGUGCAGCUGAGAUGCCAGGACUCUCGUUUCAGUUGAUUGACCUGGCCUCAGUGACAUGUGAAGAUAUCCAGGCCCUAGUUCAGGUCAUACACACCUGCAGGGAUCCAGAGGUCAUGAUCGACAGAGGUCAGAUAAGUUCAACAACGAUCGUGCGCACGCCCUUAACAGGCAUCGUCUGCCCAGAACAGCGCGUCCGCUGUUGGGAUUUUGAGCAAUUCGUUCUUCAAACCAGUGACCCUUAUCGAGUAGAUAACUUGUCUGCUGUGACCUGUGACAAAAAGGGUACCCUUCUACAGGACAAAUCUGUUGAGAUUCAGCUCCUACGAAUGUGUGUUCAUUCUUCAGACUACUGCCCUGUGACUGUUUCAGACAUGAACUUUGGCCAGACACUCUACUGGAACAAACAUUCUUCUCUGACACACAAUGUCCUGGCUCUAGACUUCGGCGGUAUUGUCACAGCUAUAGGGAAGGGUGUGAGUAAACUGAAAGUGGGCGAUCAUGUUGCCUCUUGUUAUCCUGUGACAGCCACUUCCAAGAUAGUAGUUCCAGAGGCGGCAUGCUACAACACAAAGAUGCUUUCGUUUCUGAGGGAUAUUCCGUGCUUGUCCUACUUUGUGCUGGCAUGGGAGAUCAUGCACAGAUUGUUGCCCAAGGUAAAGAAAUCGAGAGCAUUGGCCAUCGUCUCCUCAGCUCCUAAUUCGGCUCUGAUGGCGGUUUUAAGCCAGACGGCAAACAGGUCAGGAUGGAAAACAAUCCUUCUGUCUCAGUUUAGUGAAGAGCUCCUGAACAGCGACCACGAUUACACGUUUGUGGCUCUGCCUCCGGUUGAUCUGUCCCCACUAGUGAGAAUAGGAUGCAGUGCCAUGUUGAAACAGGUUGUUGUCAUUUGUGAUAACCACAUGUCGGCAAACAUCGCCGCACCAGAGAGUGAACAUGUACACAUUCAAAGAUGUCAUGUGUCAAGUGUUUUCCAGAGAGCAAACCUGAAGACACAGAAAGUGAAGAUAAGCCAAUGGCUGCAGUCACUUCAUUUAGAUAGUUUAUCUCUGUCCCUGCAAAGCACCGCCUUUCAAUCGACUGGACAGAGAGUGGCCCAGACCACAACUGAAACACAGUCCUACUUCAGCGUAAGCACUAUACCUCAAGUGGUUUUGGAGAAUAGGGAAGUAUCUGAAAAUACAGAAUGCAAUAUCCCUUUGAUAAAGAGGCCAAGGUCCCUCUUCAAGCACAGUUGUGUGUAUAUUGUUACAGGAGGGCUUUCAGGGUUAGGCUUUGAGACGGUCAAGUUCAUUGCUCACAGGGGAGGUGACUGCAUCGUCACGCUCUCCAGGAGAACUCCGUCUGCCGAGACACAGGGAGAGAUGGACACUCUCCAGAAGACGUGCAAGGUGUCGAUUCUGAACGUUCAAUGCGACGUUUCAAUGCCCUGUCAGGUUGUGAAGGCCAUCACGAGGAUUGGACAACGGUUUCCCUCUUGUCCAAUCAAAGGAGUGUUUCACAGUGCAGCCGUGUUGCAGGAUGCUCUGAUUGAAAGCCUCGACCGUUCGUCGUUCCGGAACGUCCUGUGCCCCAAAGUGAGUGGGGCAUUGAAUCUUCACUAUGUGACCCUGCACAACAAACUCGACUUCUUUGUGUGUUACUCGUCCAUCUCCUCCUUCAUUGGGAAUACCUCGCAGUCUAACUACGCUGCAGCGAACGCGUUCUUGGACACAUUCUGUCACUACCGAAGAAACCUUGGACUCGCUGGUCAGUCCAUCAACUGGGGUCCCUUAAACCUCGGUCUCUUGUUGAACAAAAACCAUUUCCAGAGGUUUCUAGAGGCAAAGGGGAUGAUGACUAUGGAUGUGUGUGAAGCCCAUGAGGCGCUGGAAAAGUGUUUGUUGUUGAAUAACCCACAGCAAGCCAUCUGCAAGUUCCACUUCAGAAAUUUGAGCAAUCAUGUCCUCUCCCAAAACGCAUCCCUCAAAACGCGACUGUCAGGUUUGGUUGAAAGAGAACUUCAGAACACAACCGUGACAGAAUCUAGGGUUCAGCAACCGUCCUCCACACCAGAGAGUGUCAGGACUCUGAUCAGUGAGAUAAGCAACAUCAGCGUGGAAGAACUAAAAGACGACGCCACACUGUGUGAACUCGGGAUUGACUCAAUGUUGGCCAUGACUCUGCAGAAUCAAAUUUUUCAAGAGACUGGUGUGAACGUUCCUCUGGUUCAUUUACUAGAUCCUAACAGCACACUGGCCACGCUCUACACAAUUCUAAGGGAGGCUAAGUAG
Osmerus eperlanus (European smelt) is the source of this 6255-nucleotide messenger RNA. RefSeq lists its product as uncharacterized. NCBI's taxonomy places the organism in Eukaryota, Metazoa, Chordata, Actinopteri, Osmeriformes, Osmeridae. Bases 1 to 6255 code for a protein of 2084 amino acids. Gene Ontology annotation, biological process: fatty acid biosynthetic process. Gene Ontology annotation, molecular function: 3-oxoacyl-[acyl-carrier-protein] synthase activity. The transcript has 6 exons. The record is from RefSeq and is a predicted model, not a curated record.